CAUUAUCUUCAUGAAGACACUAUACUAUACAUCACUAUCCGCCCGGACUCCUUGAUGAAGUUCCUCACAUUGCAUCUGGGGUGACUGCAGCUAGACGGCUGUGUCAGGUGCUAGUCCUUUCUUGCAUUCUCAAUCUCAUUGCUGGGGAAAAAAUAAGAACGACUGGCCAUGGGUGUCUACUCGCUGGGACGUCGAGGAGAGCGAGGAGCGGGAGCGGUGUUAGUCAAUUAGUGAUUGCAAGUGCAAUGCAGAGAAGGUAGAAGUAUCCUCGUUAGAUACCUGCGCCUUGCCGUGCUGCUUUCGGAGGUGUUGUAUAUAUGAGAUACAAGUAGGUAUUAGAGAGUCUGAAGCUGCUCAUGGUCAUGCUCAUGGUGCAACUACUUACUCUUUCAAAAUAGCACAAUAGGGGUGCAUGUGACAAAGGUCCGGCUUGAAGAUAACGAGCUUCCUUCGGCCAACAAGUUGUCAGUCACUUCAACAGGAGGGGCUCCUGUUGCGGUAAUCUACAUGAAUGAAUCAUUCCAUUGCGCCACUGCUGCUGCAGCAGAAGUCGGGUAGACAAAUCAUGACACCGCACUUGCUGCCUAUGGAUUAUGAGUCAGCGGGGAAAUCCUCAAAAUGUAAACGGGAUGUAAUGCAUGCGCGAGCAGACUGCGACUGGUCAGGUCAGGGUGCGAACUAGUAGCGAAGAUGAAGAAAUGCGGACGCGGAGGAAUACAAGAAAAUCUGAAACUACUUGGCAUUUAUUUUGACAUCUAAAAGUGAACACCGCAACUACACGGCAUUUUUGACAGAAGGAUAAGAAAGGUGUAAACUCGAAAAAUUUAAAAUGAAAGACCACGCAUAGAAUAGGCGGCCAUGUUGAAAGGGGGAGUCGGCGAUGGUGUCAGAUACUGAUACCCCGCAUGUUGCAACGCGUACUGCGUCGCGCGGAAGUUGCAACAUAGGUUGCCGUUUAGAUCGGUUUAGCAGCGCAACCGAUUUGUAUUCAUUUCGAUGAUUUUCCUACUUUUGGCAGCACUUUCAUACUGCCUUUCGACUGUCUGUACCCACAGGACGCGGUAAAUGCGUUAUUUAAGAAAUUGAGAACUCCGUCGUCCUCGUCUUCGUUAGGAACAGGCAGUGGCGACAAGAAAGGAAGCGCAAUUGCGGAGAAUUUCGUACGGGAAAGCUCAUUCUUCAAGUCGUGCUGCGACACACUGCCGAAAAGUGAUACGGACAAUACGGCACUCGAUCCAGUGGUCUUCGCUCCCAUAAGUAUCAGAGAUGGGCUUUGGCUAUGCCUAUGCUUUUCUUCUCUACUAUACUUUUUUGCUUGGUCGUUCUAGAAAAGAAGUUGGAUUCCAUUACCAUUUGAAGGAUAUCCCGAAAAAGCAGACGAGAAAGCGAAUUUGCCCAAAGGGAGUGCAUUCAAUUUUUGCAUCUUUCUUGCGCCUGCUCUCACUUGUUGCUACGGAGCUUGCACUUCCUUGGCGAGCUGCAUGUGAAGCGUCUAGGUCCACAUGAUUCGCUUUACCUAAUAAAACCCAGAUUAGCAGCUGCAGCAUUGAAAUAGUAUGAGGAGUUGAAGAUGUGUCGUCCUCCGAUACUAGGUGCUACAACGCACGGGCGUUUGCUAUUGCUUCGGAAGUGCCAUGAUAAAAUAUGCUCAACAGUCAACCUGCACCAAACCCAAACACCAGAUGAGUGCGCAUUGGAGGCGAUGUUGCAGUAUCACAGCGCAUGCCUUCGCUACUGCUACGACGUCGGCUUUUCGAGCAUCGCAGCGAACUUCGUUUGCUCUUUGUUGGCGUUUCUGCUGCGGCUCUCCGCGAGGGGACGAUCAAGAUUGAGUAUAUCCCAUGAACAAAAUCCCCCUACCCCGGUUUUUCAUCGUUUUUCAAACUAUUGAGCAGGUCUGAAAAAAAAAAAAACGCGACCCGGUCACAUGACCCGAGCGUGUGGACCUGAGCGACAGACUCUGUGCACUAGCUAGGGAAAAGGUGGACGAUGAGAAGUGACCUUGUGCACACCAGCCACUUUAUCCGAACCAUGUGAGAUAGCUAGCAACUUUUAGUUUAUCAGACAUGAGCCAUCCGAAAUUUGCAUAUACCAAAAUAGUGCUCAUGUCCGAAAUCCGUGGAUCUCGGAUCUCGAGAUCAAGUCGAGACCCGAGAUCCGCGGACUCUGCGGAUCCGAAAACUAUUGAGCAGGUCGAAAAAAGUAAAAACCCGAGCUGCCCAAUAGUUUUACUUACAAAUGCAAAAACAUGACCUCCCUAAACGUGGACCAUACCGCGCAAGUUCAUACUGCGCCCCCGAACAAACUUGGGGACUCUGCUGCCAUCAUGCAGCAGAUAGCUUGGUCGAGCCGGUUGCUGAGCAUACCACGCAUCUUCGUACUGAACCCCCGACGGAGAACCGAAAUCAACCCAAACCGAAAACCAUAGCGAUCAUUUGUCGUUUUUGUGCUGCGAAAAAUGCAGGAAAAUCGUCGGGGUAGCUGCCCGAACAUGCAGCGGAGUGCGAUUUUUUUCAAAUCAGGCCCAUUGCGCCAAAGUGCGCCGCUUUUGUUGAUUUUUGCAAAUUGUGGGCCGGCUCGUGAUUUUUCAUUCCACUUCUAGGGCUGGCCCACCAGAAUACUCAGAGCCGGGGCUUCAGAAGUUUGCUGAGCCUUUGGACCCAGAUAGUGCAAUAUUACUAAUGGCAGUACUUUCAUACACAUGCGCGCUGCGCGAAAUUCGGAUGGCUCGCGCUUGAUAGUUUCCAACUUUCUAGCUAUCUCACAUGUUUCAAAUUAAUUAGCUCUUAGUGCGCAAAGGGUGCUGCUUCAUGGUCCACCUCUUCCGCAGCUAGUGCACAGACACAGAGUCUGAUGCUCGGGAACCGACGUCGGCAUGUGUGAGCAGGUGCCGAAAAAGAAAAAAUCAAACCUGCUCAAUAGUUGAAAAAGCGACGAAGUUCCGGGGUAGGGGGAGAAAUUUCGUCGAAUAGAGUACAGCCCUGCUUUCAUUCAUGUGAUUUUAUAACAGGUGAGAUGCAAGCCUUUACGCCUGUUGUUGCGGUGCACACGCAGAGCGGAAAGCGCAGCAAAGCCAAAUGCAUCCUGACCACGCGCAUUUGCAUUUCUGCACUUGCUUUAUGCUCCGACCGAUUUUGUACGCAUUCUGCCUCUACUAGAGGCACGAGGAAAGAUGCGCGAAGAAGACAUUGAAAAAAGAGAAAGAGCUACUAGUUGAUCAUGCGCAUUCUGACAGCGACCGCGCACCCCAAAAGCACUGAAAUUCUUUUAAUUACAGUAUUACAGUGCGUGCAUCGUCAUCAUUUUUAUUUUUUGCUGCAUUAAUCAGGUGACGAAAAAACCUAGCCUAAGCCAACGACGUUACCACUAGGGUACCAGGGCAGGCUAUUCCUGCCGCGCGUCGGAGGAGGGAGUUGCGCCGAGCCCCGCUCGAACUAAUCACCAUCAUCAUCAUCAGGUGACUUCAGUGGAGAUUUGCCACUGCAGAAGGAAGUACUCGUUGCGUAUCGCGAUGGUCUGCUGGCUUUGUACCGUGACGGAAUAUUAAUUGCGCUUGGAGAGAGCUUGCCGCAUAUGAGCCUCAGUACAUGUUCUUGUAGACAUAGUCGCAGUCGGAGUCGACUCACACGUCUCUUUGUUCAGAACGAAUCAAGCGAGACUACAGACUGCAAGUCGCUAGUAAGGGUUUUUAAUUAUGACAAGUGCUCUGUGCAGCUUGUCUAGCACUAGCACUUCAGCUGGGCCGCACGCGGUUCGAUAUUGUGCACCCAGUCUAGAAACGAAUAAACCGACUGGGUGAGGUCGUGGAGCCCAUACAUUCUCAUUCAUCGAUAGACGAGAGGAAGGUGGUCUCUUGAUAUGAUGAAAUGCGCUCAAUGGAUUACGAUUGGGUGGGUGGGGCUCCCGAAAUGCGCGGCGCGCACUAGCUCUGGAGGGCGGGUGGAUUACUCAUUUCAGCACGACUUUUCCGAACUGCGGAAGCUCUGCCAGUCCUGGGCCAGAUAACUUAGUUUCUUGCCCUUGUCAAGUUCUCGCUCUUUGGCUCCUCCUUUAGAUGAUGGCGGGGAACAGAUGGAACGACCACAAACCUGAUACUUGUGAUUAGUGCCUGCGCGCAUUUUUCUCCGGAGAACUGCGCUGCAGGGUAGCAUCGCUUGCGCGCUCCUCGCGUUCUUCUUUUUCCUCAUGCGCACACGACUUGCCAAAGAAUUUCAAUUUCUGCGCCAUGAGCCCAAAAGAUGCCUGCAAAGAGCCGCAGACUUGUCCGACUUUUUCACACGUCUGGAGGCGAUGUGUGUGCCUGCGUGUCCUCCGCGGAGGUCCGCUUUCCGUUGAUGAGCUUGAGCUCAGCUCUCGGACUCGGGAGCAUUUUCAAUCUGGUACUGCGCGCGACAAGAACAUCGAGACUGACUUGCAUGGUCAUGGAGAGGCGGAUAUGACUAUGAGGAAAAGGGGUGAGUUGUGUCAUAGCGUAAUUUUAGCGACUCUGGUGCGGUAAGUUUUUUACGGAAUCAAAUCUGCGGGGGAGUCCGAGCUUGUUACCACCUAUGCUAUGCGGAGCCUAUUCAAGCACUACAAACUUUACCAGUAGUAUGAAAUUGCGCAUCAGUUUUGUUUCGUGAUUCGUCCACAGCUCCUACUUUUAGAAGCUCUUGCGUGAGCCGCGCUUAAUUCUUACGGUGGCCGCCCACCACUGCGACGCACAGUUUGAGGACUUGUCUGGAUAAUAUUUUUUCAUCUUCAUGCUUAUCUUCCACUCCUUCCAUUGGUCGUCAGCGUUCGCGAUGGAGACAUGUGGAGGCGUCAUGACACCGUCACUGGGUCUUCAUGCAUAAAAGUGUGUUUGCUUACGCAGUCGAUCGCAAGGUAUUUUACGUGCCAUCAACAAUAUUUUGGACUUUUUCGAUGCGUGCGCGUCUGAGUCUUCAGAUCGAGAGGUCACAAAGCAUUGAUUUCAAUUUAAAGUAUUUCGCAGGUGACCACUAUGCAAGGUAUUUCAGCUUCAGUGCGUUGUACGAUAUGCGAGGGCAAGAUGGAGGCCUUCGCCUUCCUAUCUUUCGAUACUCGCUGCAAAAAAAAGGGUCACUGUGGUGCAACAACUGCGUCGACGUGAAGGCUCCGUUGCGUAAAGAAUGAGCUGGUAGUACGUAGGUGUGCUUAUGUGGAGGUAGGUGAAAAGAGAUAUACUUAACACAAAGGAUGCAGCUCUCAACAGUUGAAGUUGUUUCAAGGCGUCGCGCAGAAGAAUGAGAGUUUCCUCCCAGGGCCAACAGCGUGCGCGCACUGAACAAGGCGCUACUUUUCAUACGUGAGAGCGAGAUGACUCUGGAAUUUUUUCGUGCGGACCAGCUCCCUGCUAGUGGACCUUGGGAACAGCUGACGGGUCUUCCUAACCCCGCAGCAGUACAUGCAGCCAACGGCUACCCUGCAGCAGCGUCAGUGGCGGGGCAGCAGGACGAAGUUCAAGUUGGGGAACAAGAUGGCGGCGCUGGAACGGAAGCCGAUCUGAACGCAGCAGGCGCCACGCCUUGUGGGGACAAUACGGGAACUUCGCCUCUCGAGAACGCCCGACUGGAGCGGGCUAUUCAGCGCGAACUCAGUGAGAUACAGCGUCGCUCGGACAAGAUGCUGGCGUUCAUAAACGAAACGAAGGAGAAUCAGCCGGCUGGUGCUGCGGCGAAGGGUACUUCAGAUACCAGCGCACAAUGACAAUCGCGAUGAAUGAAGAGGAGCAUCGGCAUCAAUUCUGAUGAAGAAAGAUCGGCAAAUAUUUGUGCCUGCAGAAACGUUGAAGAGUGUCCUGGGGUGAGUAACGUAGUUGACCGUUCUGAAGAGCGAAGCCAAUAAGAGAGAGGGAGAGCGCAACUAAAUUAUACCCGCCAUCUUGCUGUCUUUCGAUAGCUUGGCGACGAUGAAAUGUUGUUCACAAUUUGAAUUUAUUAGAUUUGUAAUCCUCCGCAUAGAU
This is a messenger RNA of Amoebophrya sp. A120, 5965 nucleotides long. Lineage: Eukaryota; Dinophyceae; Syndiniales; Amoebophryaceae. The record is from the annotation of a GenBank genome assembly.